CUCUCACAUGGUCAUGGCUCUGAAGGAGUUGAUUUGUUUCUUUUUCUCUCUCGUAGUUGUCUGUGGCCCGCGUGGCGUCCGCGCCUUGACGCUGGUGGUCCCGGCGAGGGUCUCGGCACUGGCGGGCUCCUGCGUGCUCAUCCCAUGUUCCCUCAGCCCCCCCCAGCGCCAGGGGCGGCCCGUGGAGGUGGAGGUGCGCUUGCAGUACCACUGGAGCACCCCCAUGGGGGCGCUCUUCCCCACCGUGCCUCGCCUGGCCCUCAGCAGCAGCAGUGGGGAGGACGAUGACGCCUCCUCCUUGAGGGUCCACAAGGACUUUCGUGGUCGCGUGGCUUUGACGGGGGACGUGUCCAAGGGAGACUGUUCGGUGACUGUGUCGGAGGUCAGACAGAAAGAUGCCAGCAACUACGUGCUGGAGAUGAGGAGGCGUGGGGACAAGAACUGGAGCAAGAUGGCCUUUCAGAUGGACGUUUCCAAUUUCCCGGAGAUGCCCAGGCUGACUGGCCCUGAGUCUGUGACAGACGGUCAGCAGGUGGUGCUGAACUGCACCGUGGGCUUCCCCUGCCCCUCCCAGCCCCCUACGCUCCGCUGGAGAUGGGUCCGAGGGCGACCGGACAACAGCAGUGUGUUUGGGGAGCCCCGCGUGGCCCUGAGCCCAGACAAGAGGCCUCUUCUCUGGGCAUCCCUCUCCUUCACCGCCUCCUAUCACCUCAUGCCCCGUAUCAGCUGUGAGGUCCACUACCAGAAGCUUGGCGCACCUGUGGUCAUGGCAAAGGAUAUUCAUGUGAAAUUCCCUCCCAAGGAUGUGCAUAUCCGGCUUCACACCUCAGCGGUGCGGGAGGGAGGCAGUGCUCUACUGGAAUGCUCCUGUAAAGCUGACCCCCCUGUGGAGGAAUACGACUGGUCAUACACGCAACACGGCCGCACACGCUUCUUACCGCUGCACACCUUCACCGUCCGCAUCGAAAACGUGACCCGGCACACGCGUGUCAUCUGCACAGCCAAGAGCCGCCUUGGGUCGACAGCGUCACCGUCCACAGCCAUCAAUGUAGAAUACAAACCCCACAUCUUGAGCAAAUCUUCAUGCAGGUGGGAUGGCACUGCAGUCUACUGCAGGUGUAUUGCGGACUCAAACCCACGUGCCGCCAUCACCUGGAGUGUGAAUGGCAGCCCUCCGUCACACGGCUACAACACCUCCGUCUUCGUCCACAGUAAUGGCACUGUGGCUGCCAGGUUGGGUGGUGUGGUGGACAUGCCUCCAUCGGUAGUGUGCUAUGCCAACAACGCUCAUGGGAACGACUCACGCCCUCUGUUGCAGGAAGUGGAGGUGUCGCUGCUGUGGCUGCUGAUGGCAGCCCUUGGGAUGGCCUUCUCCGUCCUCCUCAUUGUCGCCGCUGUGUUUCUGUGUUGCGGUCGCAGGCAGGCAGGCCGAAGGAGCGCCAUGAUAAACCAUCGCUCCCAGGCUGUGUACCCGGGGGAUGUGGGUAUCUACCAGGAACAUGCGCCCCUGUAUAUCAACUGCACUGAAGUCACUCAUAUCUACACGAAUGGCAGCUACCAGCUCGUCUAUCAAAACUGCACGCCAUGCUUUGUACGCACAAAACAGACACACAAGAGUAAUAGAUGUGCAUAUUGUCUGCUUCUUGCCUAG
Alosa alosa (allis shad) is the source of this 1651-nucleotide messenger RNA. It is a transcript of the gene psg4, whose product is annotated as sialic acid-binding Ig-like lectin 10. The transcript is spliced from 8 exons. NCBI's taxonomy places the organism in Eukaryota, Metazoa, Chordata, Actinopteri, Clupeiformes, Clupeidae. Bases 8 to 1651 code for a protein of 547 amino acids. The record is from RefSeq and is a predicted model, not a curated record.